CUGAUGCAGCUCAGUGACUACCAGUACAGAUCGAGCUACGUAUACCUUUAGUCACUGUAAAUACAUACAUAAAUAUACGUGUUUGUUUCAAGUAGCUGACAAGCAUUUAAGUCAUGGCUCAAGGGAAAUUAAAAGUGAAAACUAAAGUACCCACAUCGGCAAAAGGAAAAGCUAAGAGUAAUAAAAAUAGAAAGGGUCUUCCUAUUCAGCGGCGGAACAAUGCACCUAUACAGCCAAAAAAGAAGAAAUUUGAAGAGGCACACAAAUUGAAACAAAUGAUCAGUAAAACAGUUAAUAGAGCAAUGGAGAAUGAACUGAGAGAAAAAGCUUUAGGUGGGAAAAUGUCUCUUGUAAGAAAGGAACCUUCUACAUCCCAGAAGAAAUAAUUAAGAACAGUUUAUAUGUUAGUAUUAAUAUUAGUUUAGGAUAUCUGUAUAUAAAAUGAUUGUUAUUACAUCUAUUUAAUGACAUUUAUUUCAAACAAAUAUAACACAGUGAAUAUCAUUAAAUAGAGAGAAUAGUAUUACAAAGUCUUAUACAAAACUGUAAUAUUUAUAAUGUUUAUUAAAAAAAAACUAUC
This is a messenger RNA of Osmia lignaria (orchard mason bee), 580 nucleotides long. RefSeq lists its product as uncharacterized. The record is from RefSeq and is a predicted model, not a curated record. Lineage: Eukaryota; Metazoa; Arthropoda; Insecta; Hymenoptera; Megachilidae.